CAAUGUGUCAUGUGUGUGUGUGCAUCCAUCCAAAUGCUGAAAUCACAGUGGCCAUCUGCAAGAUUUAACAGUUGUAUAAAUGGGUGUGGAGCCUACUGUGAUUCCACCAUACCCAAGUCAGAUCCAUUGCCUUCUUCCCCCUUGACACCCAUUUCUGAACCUCUCAGGCCAAUAAUAAAAAUGCCAAAGAUUUGAAAACACAAACCAGAGUUGUCACAGAAAAAUCAUAGCAUUAGAUAAAAAAGACUAUCUUUUUAUGCUUACAACACCAGCUAGAGCUUCUGCACCCACAAAGACUUGUUUUUUCUUCUCCCCUGCUAAUAAAGUGCCUAGAAAUCUGAAUGCUUGAUCAUGUUGACCUUUGUAGAAAAAUUAAGAUUGGUUGGUUGGAGGCAAAACAGUGAUUGUACGGUCUGGUGCUUCAGUUUCAAAGCCUAGGAUUGAAAUACAUCUUGUGACUGAUGAAGACAUUAUCUGAACUUCAGAGGAGCUCGUCCUAUUGAUUGUUGGUGCAUGGGAUUUGAUAUCUUCCAUAAUUGGCCAAAACACCAUCUCUACCUGCAAGCAUGGAUACUCAAGAAGAGAGUUCCACUUUUGGACCAUUGACAGCAAUGAGUUCAAGGAACAUGUCAUCAUCAUCUUCAGCAUUUUUUUCAGCAAAUCAAUCACCAUUCUUCUCUCCAAGAACAUCAUCAUGUCAUUUAUCAGAGACUUUGAGACCUGAUACACCAAGUGGAAGAAUUCAUAUAGAUGCUGCUGCUCCUCCCAGCACCAGUUCAGUGAUUCCAGAACCAAAGUCUCUAGUAAAUGCUGGAUUUUCCUUCUCUGAGGUGGCUGCAUCAGGUGAUUUGCAGAAACUUGAUCGAAUAUCUUCUUCUGUUGGCAAUGGCAUCUCCAGUAGCACCGUAUCUGGUUACUGCCAUCCCUACGACGAUAGUUGUUCUGGAACGAAAGAGAAGCGAAGUAAGAGAGGAAGAAACCAAAGAACAUCAUCAACACCGGGUUCCAGAUCGAUUUCUUCUUACAGACUGAAGAGUUGUGAUGUCUUCAUAGGAUUACAUGGUCGUAAACCUCCUCUACUAAGAUUCGCCAAUUGGCUCCGCGCCGAGUUGGAAAUUCAAGGCAUCAGUUGCUUUUUAUCAGACAGGGCUGGAUGUAGGAACGCUUUCAAGCUUGGCAUUGCAGAGAAAGCUAUGGAUAUUGCUUCUUUUGGGAUAGUGAUUAUAACGAGGAAGUGUUUCAAGAAUCCUUAUACCAUUGAGGAGCUGCAGUUUUUCUCCGGCAAGAAGAAUUUGGUCCCAAUAUACUUUGAUUUGAGUCCUGCUGAUUGUCUUGUCAGGGAUAUAAUUGAGAAAAGGGGUGAGCUUUGGGAAAAACAUGGAGGGGAUCUUUGGUUAUUGUAUGGUGGGUUGGAACAGGAGUGGAAAUAUGCGGUUCAUGCACUAUCUCGGAUUGAAGAAUGGAAGUUGGAAGCUCAGGAUGGAUAUUGGAGAGAUUGCAUACUGAGGGCUGUCACAUUAUUGGCAAUGAGACUAGGCAGAAGAAGUGUUGCUGAGCAUUUGACAAAAUGGAGAGAAAAGGUGAAGGAAGAGGAGUUACCUUUCACUCGCAAUGAGAAUUUUAUUGGCAGAAAGAAAGAGCUUUCUCAGCUGGAAUUUAUGCUUUUUGGUGAUGUUACCGGAGAUUCAAAGCAAGACUAUAUUGAGCUUAAGGCGAGACCGAAGAGAAGGCAUUUGACAAUCAAUCGAGGUAAGAGUAGUGUGCUUGAUCAAAGACAUAUGGGACAUGGUGAUGGAAGUAGGGAGCAAAAAGAACAAGUUCUAUGGAAGGAGUCAGAAAAAGAGAUUGAGAUGCAAAGUGUUGAAUUUUCUCAGAGGCCCCAUCGUCCAAGGCUCAAACGUGGUGGAAAGUAUUCUAGAAGAAAAAGAGGAAUGAAUAUUUUGUAUGGGAAAGGGAUUGCCUGUGUAUCAGGAGAUUCAGGAAUUGGAAAAACUGAACUCAUUCUUGAGUUUGCUUACAGAUUUCACCAGAGAUACAAAAUGGUUUUAUGGAUAGGAGGGGAGAGCAGGUAUAUAAGGCAAAAUUAUCUAAACCUCAGGUCCUUUUUAGAAGUUGAUGUGAGUGUUGAGAAUAGCUUGGAGAAAACUCGGAUAAGAGGAUUUGAAGAGCAGGAAGAAGCAGCAAUUUCUCGAGUUCGCAAAGAGCUGAUGAGAAACGUUCCAUAUCUCGUGAUCAUUGAUAACUUGGAGAGCGAAAAUGAUUGGUGGGAUCACAAACUUGUAAUGGAUCUUCUCCCUCGUUUUGGCGGAGUGACCCAUGUGAUCAUAUCUACACGCCUUCCUCGCAUCAUGAACUUGGAACCUUUGAAGCUCUCGUACUUAUCUGGAGUUGAAGCAAUGUCUCUAAUGCUGGGAAGUGGCAAGGACUAUCCAGUUGCAGAGGUUGAUGCUCUGAGAUCUAUUGAAGAGAAGCUUGGAAGGUUAACUUUGGGCCUAGCUAUUAUUGGUGGAAUUUUAUCCGAGUUGCCGAUAACUCCAAGCAGGCUCUUGGACACCAUAAACAGAAUGCCAUUGAAGGAAAUGUCAUGGAGCGGUAAAGAAGCUCAAUCACUCAGGCAGAACACUUUCCUUCUUCAACUCUUCGAUGUUUGUUUCUCAGUAUUUGAUCACGCAGAUGGCCUGAGGAGCUUGGCAACGCGAAUGGUGCUGGUAAGUGGAUGGUUUGCACCUGGUGCGAUUCAAAUUUCAUUGUUGGCACUCGCUGCGUACAAGAUACCAGAAAAGCAUAAGAGGACUUGUUUCUGGAAAAAAUUACUGCAAUGCUUGUUCACAUCCUCAAACACCAAAAAAACUGAGCUAGAAGCAUCUUCUCUGCUACUAAGAUUUAACAUUGCAAGGAGUAGUACUAAGCAAGGAUACAUCCAAUUCAACGAGCUCAUCAAACUCUAUGCGCGGAAAAGAGAUGUCACCGGAUCCGCGCAGGCAAUGGUUCAUGCUGUUAUAAGUCAAGGAUCAAUGUCUCAAAAUCUUGAGCAUUUAUGGGCUGCUUGCUUUCUGCUAUUUGAAUUUGGUCAUAAUCCUGCAAUUGUUGAGCUCGAGGUUUCUGAGGUUUUACUUCUCGUUAAAAAAGUGGUUCUGCCUCUCGCAAUUCACACUUUCAUCACAUACUCGCGAUGCAGCGCUUCCCUUGAGCUUCUGCACCUGUGCACCAACGCGCUGGAAGCUGCUGACCAAGCAUUAGUUACUCCGGUCGACAAGUGGUUGGACAAAUCACUUUGUUGGAGGUCCAUAAAAACUAAUGCUCAGUUGAAUCCUUGUCUUUGGCAAGAGCUGGCUUUAUGCAGAGCCACUGUGCUUGAGACUAGGGCCAAGCUAAUGCUAAGAGGUGCACAAUUUGACAUAGGGGAUGAUCUGAUCCGGAAGGCCGUUUUUAUCAGGGCUUCAAUUUGUGGUGAAGAUCAUCCCGAUACCAUAUCCGCGCGUGAAACAUUGAGCAAACUCACCAGACUAACUGCAAGUGUUCAAAUUCAUGCUUGAGUUUAUUAGGUUUUGCAUCUUGUAAGGAAACUCUAGAGUUAUACAAAAGAUUUUAUAAUAAAACUAGUUCUGUAUACUUUUUGUUGAAAGUUUCAACAGCAUAAUUUACAAGUCUUAUAUGAGACAUCUUCCAUUU
Messenger RNA from Lotus japonicus, 3672 nucleotides. RefSeq lists its product as uncharacterized. Gene Ontology annotation, molecular function: ATP hydrolysis activity. The transcript is spliced from 3 exons. NCBI's taxonomy places the organism in Eukaryota, Viridiplantae, Streptophyta, Magnoliopsida, Fabales, Fabaceae. Gene Ontology annotation, biological process: recombinational repair; signal transduction. The coding region runs from base 567 to 3536 and encodes 989 amino acids. The record is from RefSeq and is a predicted model, not a curated record.